Lycium ferocissimum is the source of this 1327-nucleotide messenger RNA. RefSeq names its product probable protein phosphatase 2C 34. Gene Ontology annotation, molecular function: protein serine/threonine phosphatase activity. The record is from RefSeq and is a predicted model, not a curated record. The transcript is spliced from 6 exons. Bases 229 to 1323 code for a protein of 364 amino acids. Gene Ontology annotation, biological process: protein dephosphorylation. Lineage: Eukaryota; Viridiplantae; Streptophyta; Magnoliopsida; Solanales; Solanaceae.
GACUGCUCAUGAUGAAUGGAGAGUCAAGAAUGGGACAGAAAUUGCUUCAAGUUUCACCGAUCAGCUUUUGUUGCCGGAGUUUUGCCGGAGACCUGCCUGCUUCCUAAAGCUUGUCAGGAUUUUGUAAUCUGAAUGUAGUUAUCAAGAAUUGCUCGGUUAAAGUAAGAAUUGCUCGGUUAAAGUUGAUCUAAACCAAGGAUCUGCAGCUAUAUUUAGGAACAAAGAAAAAUGGUGCAGUUCUCUUCUAUUUUCACUGGCUUUACCAAAUCUAGAAAUGGGAGGAAAAGUAAACAUGAUGUCGGAAGGGAAGCUGCGGAUGCAAUGGCUAAGGAAGCCAAAAAGAACGACAUGAUGUUAACAUCAUCUGGCUGUGUAGCUGGUGGCUCUGAGAAUUUGGCUGCUGUUUUCUCCAAAGGAGGGAAGAAGGGUAUCAAUCAGGACAGAUUUCUUGUAUGGGAGGACUUUGGAUGCCAAGAUGACAUGAUUUUCUGUGGGGUGUUUGAUGGGCAUGGUCCUUGGGGUCAUCUUGUUGCUAAAAGAGUUAGAGAAUUGAUGCCACCAACUUUGCUUCGUAAUUGGCAGAAACGGGUUGCCAACUACAUGGAUGGCGAUGGGAUGGGAAUAGAUGAAAGCUAUUUCCAGUUUGACAUUUGGAAGCAAUCUUACUUUGAGACUUGCUCCAUCAUAGAUCAAGAGCUCGGGCAGCAUGCUGACUCUUUCUACAGUGGUACAACAGCUUUGACGCUUGUUAGACAGGGUGAUCUACUGGUAGUAGCAAACAUUGGAGAUUCUCGAGCUGUAUUGGCAACAACAGAUGAUGAUGGUAGUUUAGUACCAGUUCAGCUCACUGUUGACCUCAAACCCAACUUACCUCGUGAAACCGAGCGAAUAAUGCAGUCAAGAGGGAGGGUGUUGUCGUGCGACGAUGAACCAGGGGUAUACAGAGUGUGGAUGCCCAUGGGGGAAGGACCUGGAUUAGCACUAUCAAGAGCCUUUGGUGAUUACUACAUAAAGGACUUUGGCCUUAUUUCUGAACCAGAAUUGACAUCAAGAAAUAUAACCCACAGAGAUCAGUUUGCCAUCUUGGCAACAGAUGGGGUAUGGGAUGUUUUGUCAAACCAAGAAGCAGUGGAGAUAGUUUCUUCAACACCAGAAAGGGAAGAAGCACCUAAGAGACUGGUGGAAAGUGCUAUUUGUGCGUGGAAACGCAAACGAAGAGGCGUUCCCAUGGAUGACAUCUCUGCAAUUUGCCUUUUCUUUCAUAACUGUAUUCCUCCUUCCAAACGACAGGAUUGUCCAAAAUUCGAGAAGAAGUUUACAUGAACUA